Molecule: messenger RNA, 1925 nt
Organism: Quercus robur (English oak)
Lineage: Eukaryota; Viridiplantae; Streptophyta; Magnoliopsida; Fagales; Fagaceae
Product: zinc finger protein GAI-ASSOCIATED FACTOR 1-like
Exons: 3
Coding region: 300-1817 (505 amino acids)
Cellular component (GO): nucleus
Molecular function (GO): DNA-binding transcription factor activity
Source: RefSeq, a predicted model, not a curated record
AGAAGACCAGGUUCUUGUGUUCUUCUUGUGCCAACAAGAACUCUCUUCUCAACCAGAAAUGAAGGAGAAUUUCCUGGUUUUUGUCUUCCUCUAGUUGCAACAAAUCCCAUCUUUUCUGUCUCAUUUUUUUAUCAAUUUUUAUUAUUAUCUAUUUUUAUAAACUAUCUUCUUAUAAAAGAGCACUAAGAACAAGGAAAAGAGAGAAAGAAACAAGCUAGCUAGUGUGGAAAGGAGAAAGAAAGAAAGAAAGACAAAAAGUUUCAAUAAUACCCCCUCUUUUUAUCUUUUGUCUUUGUUCAAUGUCAAAUAUCACAGGUGGUGAGGCUGGGAGCUUCUCUUCUGGCAACACUGGUGGAGAGGAAGUUCAGCAACAAGAUGAGCAACUCAAUCACUAUGACCCCAACAAUGGUUCCGCCACCCAACAACAACAGCAAGCUCCACCUGCUAAGAAGAAAAGAAACCUACCAGGAACACCAGACCCAAGUGCUGAAGUCAUUGCUUUAUCACCAACCACCCUGAUGGCCACAAACCGAUUUGUGUGUGAAAUUUGCAACAAGGGGUUCCAAAGGGACCAAAACCUUCAAUUACAUCGUCGAGGCCAUAAUCUGCCAUGGAAGCUCAAGCAAAGAACAACCACUGAAAUCAGGAAGAGGGUCUAUGUUUGUCCAGAAUCUUCAUGUGUCCAUCACAACCCGGCUCGAGCAUUAGGCGAUCUUACAGGAAUUAAGAAACACUUUUGCAGAAAACAUGGUGAGAAAAAAUGGAAAUGUGACAAAUGUUCCAAGAAAUAUGCCGUGCAGUCUGAUUGGAAAGCUCAUUCAAAGACAUGUGGUACAAGGGAAUAUAAAUGUGACUGUGGCACCAUCUUCUCCAGGAGAGAUAGCUUCAUCACACACAGAGCCUUCUGUGAUGCCCUAUCUGAAGAAAACAACAAAGCAAAGCAAGGACUAUUGUCUAACAUGGGACAAAACUUACAUGGCCAAGUUCAUCCCCAGCUCAUGUCCUCAAUACCCAUCAACAACAACAAUAACUCCAACACAACGAGUGGAACAUCCGGAUUCAACCAAUCUGAUACUAAAGUACCAAUAUCUUUGCCCCAAGAAGUCAUGUCCUUCCCUACAAAUAAACCCUUGAACAUGGUAGGAAGCCUCUUUAGCGGUCCAAGAAGCAUUUCUUCUUCCUCUCCUUCACUUCAACUCAACACGAGUUCCAUUUUUGAAGGAAAUGGACACCAAUUGGCUGGCUUAGCUGCACACAUGCCUGCCACAGCUUUGUUACAGAAAGCAGCACAAAUGGGUGCAACUGUGAGUACUAGUGGCAUGAACUGUCAAAUAAUGCAGAAUAAUAGCUUUGGUACAAGCAUGGCACCACCAUCAUUUAGUGCAAUUCAGCCUCAAAAUGAUCAAUCAUUCAUAAACCAGUUCAUCCAAAAAGGCCAACAUGGAAAUUCAUAUGAGAAUGGCAUGCCUGAUAACCUGGGAAUGACCAACAUGGGAAUGUUGAAUGGUCUACUUGAUCAAAACAGUGCAAUAUUAAAGAACAUAAAGCAUGACAAUAGCAACAGUAAUAGUACUGUAUUGCAUGGUGGAGAUUCAAAAGCAGGGUUAACUAGCUCCACAAAAGAUUCUAAUGGGAGUGAGGAUAUGAUGACAUUGGAUUUCUUGGGGAUAGGAGGAGGAGCAAGACAUGGGAAUUUUUAUGAACUACAGCAACAAAAGCAACAAGAAAUGGGGUUUGAAGGAAUUAGUCAAAGAAUUCAGGGAUUGAGUCACUUUCAGCAACAAGCAUCAAUGGAAAAACCCAUGUGGGAGGUUUAAGAAUAUAUGAUAAUGUUUUUCCAAAUUGCUUCAAUACCUAGUUGCUAGAAAAAUACUUCCUAGUCCUUGAUGUAAUGAAUUUUUCCCAUAUAUUUUCUUUCCUUCAUA